Mesocricetus auratus (golden hamster) is the source of this 3205-nucleotide messenger RNA. RefSeq names its product chromodomain helicase DNA binding protein 1 like (gene Chd1l). The record is from RefSeq and is a predicted model, not a curated record. The coding region runs from base 1010 to 2872 and encodes 620 amino acids. Gene Ontology annotation, biological process: chromatin remodeling; DNA repair. Gene Ontology annotation, molecular function: ATP binding; ATP-dependent chromatin remodeler activity; DNA helicase activity. Gene Ontology annotation, cellular component: nucleus. The transcript has 17 exons. Lineage: Eukaryota; Metazoa; Chordata; Mammalia; Rodentia; Cricetidae.
GUCUACAGAGUGAGUUCCAGGACAGCAUCCAAAGCCACAGAGAAACCCUGUCUCGGAAACAAACAAACAAACAUGUUGUUUGUUGUUAUGUGAAAUUCCAGUGUAGCUGGUUACUUGUCCUGCAUGUUUUAUAUGCUGUGUCCGGCAAUCUUAACAUGGAGUCUAAUUCUGACUAGAAUAGCUUUUGACAUUUAAGAUACCUAUCGAGGGAACAAACAAUUUGAAGUCAAAAGAACCAAGUUUGAAUACUGACAGCAUUGGCCAUCAGCUUUCUGGCUUGGAUCAUAUAGGCUUGGCUCUUGGAGCCACACCUGACUCUGCUGUUAAAAUGGGUGGUUACUUGACCCCCUUUCUAAGAGUAAUGCUGGUCAAUAGGAAUGCAUGCAAAACCACCCCGGGAAGAAGAGAGCCUCCGGAAAACAGGAUGAUUAGUAAGACUAGAGUUCUUAAGUGUUCCCAGUUCCUGGGUUCAGGGCUAGUGCCAGGUGGAGAAGGAGCCGGGAACUCAGAGAAGGAAGAAGGACAGACUCCUCUGUGGCAUGGGUUGGGUUUUUAUGUUGUAGAGCAGUGCACAUUCAGUGGAAAAUGUGUGUGAACUUUGACCUGCUGUUCUGAUCCGCUCAGGUAGUUAGCAUAUCAUUGGGUGAACUUUUACUAUUUCUUGGUGAUGAAUGCUUUCAAUUCCUUUUUUUUUCUACUAGAGCACAUUGCGUAUGUGUAUGAAAUUGUCAAAGAAGAAAACCUGGAGAGGUUUAUAAUUGCUUUCUUCUUCCUACUUUGAGCUAUAUAACAGCAUUAUUCUAUAUGUUUAAGUGCUCAGCAGUUAUGGAAAUGUAAGUCAGAGCCACAGAGAGGGCUGGAAAUUGCACUCAGUGGUUAAGAGCUCUGACUGCUCUUCCGGAGGACCCGGGUUGGGUUCCCAGCACCCACAUGGCGGCUCACAGCAUCUGUAACUUCAGCUCCAGCAAAUGAGCUACAUAGACUCUUGCAGCCAUUUCUCCUAAGGCGAAUGAAAGCUCAGGUAGCCACAGAGCUUCCCAAGAAGACAGAGGUGGUCGUAUACCAUGGCAUGUCAGCACUACAGAAAAAGUACUACAAGGCCAUCUUGAUGAAAGACCUAGAUGCAUUUGAGAAUGAGAUGGCAAGGAAGGUGAGCCUGCAGAACGUCCUAACGCAGCUCCGGAAGUGUGUGGACCACCCGUAUCUGUUUGAUGGUGUGGAACCAGAGCCCUUUGAAGUUGGAGAGCACCUGAUUGAGGCCAGUGGGAAACUUCACCUGCUGGACAGGCUGCUGGCAUUUCUGUAUUCAGGGGGCCAUCGGGUUUUACUUUUCUCUCAAAUGACCCAGAUGUUGGAUAUUCUGCAAGACUAUAUGGAUUACAGAGGCUAUAGCUAUGAGCGUGUAGACGGCUCCGUGAGAGGUGAAGAGAGACACCUGGCCAUUAAGAACUUUGGAAAACAGCCCAUUUUUGUUUUUCUCCUGAGCACCCGGGCAGGUGGAGUAGGCAUGAACUUAACGGCAGCAGACACCGUUAUUUUUGUCGACAGCGACUUUAAUCCUCAGAACGACUUGCAGGCGGCUGCCAGAGCUCACCGGAUUGGCCAGAACAAGUCUGUUAAAGUCAUUCGGCUGAUCGGCCGAGACACUGUAGAAGAAAUCGUGUACAGGAAGGCAGUUUCCAAAUUGCAGCUUACCAACAUGGUGAUGGAAGGGGGCCAUUUCACCCUAGGAGCCCAGAGACCGUCCGCUGAGGCCGACUUCCAGUUAAGCGAGAUACUUAAGUUCGGCUUGGAUAAGCUGUUGUCCUCUGAGGGGAGCACCAUCGAUGAAGUAGACCUGGAAUCCAUCCUGGGAGAAACCAAAGAUGGCCAGUGGGUCCCCGAUGCUUUGCCUGCAGCAGCAGAAGGAGAAGACAGAGAACAAGAGGAAGGAAAAAACCACAUGUACUUAUUUGAAGGCAAAGAUUACUCUAAAGAGCCCAGUAAGGAAGACAGAAAGUCCUUUGAACAGCUGGUGAAUCUUCAGAAAGCUCUUCUAGAGAAAACGAGUCACGGGGGCCGGUCCCUCCGAAAUAAAGGCAGCGUCCUUAUCCCAGGCCUGGCAGAAGGGCCUACCAAAAGGAAGAAGAUUCUGAGCCCAGAAGAGUUGGAGGACAGACGGAAGAAGAGACAGGAAGCCACAGCCAAGAGAAAGAGACUAAUGGAGGAGAGGAAGAAGGAGAAGGAGGAAGCCGAACACAGGAAGAAGAUGGCCUGGUGGGAAUCCAACAAUUACCAGUCCUCCUGCCUGCCCUCGGAGGACAGCGAGCCCGAGGACCUUGAGGACGGAGAAGAUGAGACUUCUGGUGAGCUGGAUGGUGAAGACCUAGACUCAACUGCCAUCAAGUAUGUUAGCGGUGACGUCACCCACCCACAGGCUGAUGCAGAGGAUGCCAUCAUCGUUCACUGUGUAGAUGAUUCUGGCCGCUGGGGCAGAGGUGGCUUAUUCACAGCUCUAGAAGCACGAUCAGCCGAACCAAGAAAAAUAUAUGAGCUGGCUGGGAAAAUGAAAGACUUGAGGUUGGGAGGUGUCCUCUUAUUUCCUGUUGAUGACAAGGAGUCACGAGACAAAGGGCAAGAUUUGUUGGCCUUGAUUGUGGCUCAGCACCGCGAUCGCUCCAAUGUCCUGUCUGGCAUUAAAAUGGAGGCUCUAGAAGAGGGCCUCAAGAAGUUAUUUUUAGCAGCAAAGAAAAAGAAAGCAAGUGUCCAUCUCCCACGCAUUGGACAUGCUACAAAGGGUUUUAACUGGUACGGCACCGAAAGACUCAUUCGGAAACAUCUGGCUUCAAGAGGCAUCCCAACAUAUAUAUACUACUUUCCUAGAAAGAAGUAAGGCUGCUGCCUGCUGUUCACCGUCUGCAUCUCCCUCCUCAGCACCGCUGGUUCCUUAGCAAUCAGCCCAGCAUAGGAUCCAGUUUUCAGCAACCGGCUAGUAAAUCCAUGGCCCAGAGUGACCGUUAGUUUUCAGGGAACAAGGCUGGUUUUGGCUGCAUUCCCUACUCUGGAACCUCUGGAUAGUCUUUUCUGAAUUCUAAUUUUGUUCCCCUGGAAUUGUUUCUGUGAUCCAGUUCCUGUGAUCCAGGACUGCACAGCUUAUUUGGGGAAGCCCUUUGGCUUCAGGUUACAUAGCUUUGUAUAAAAAUAAAUUUCCUAUCAUUAAUGAUUA